UUCGUGCUGCCAACACGGCUCGCGCGAUCGUGACGGUAUAUAUAUAUGUAUGUAUGCAUUGUCGAUCGUAUCCGAUCGUUGUGUUUUGUAAUCGUUUUUGCAUCAGUGUCCGUAAAUUUUUAUGCGAAAAAUCGUCUUCAGCACGUAGAUAUCAUUUAACGAUCAAUCGUGCAUACUUGUAACGUACAGGUAUCAGUAUCGUCGUUUUUUUCCUUUCGGAGCAGUGUACACGUUGAAAGAGGCGAAGGUCAACCGGCGAAUGCCGUCGCCGUCGACUGCUGUUAGCUAGACUCAUAUACCUGUAUACCAUCAGGGCAAAGGAGGCGUGGAGGAGAGAAAGAGCGCGAAACGAGUCUGCCUACCUGCCUACUGUCUUUUUUUGUAUACCUGCUGCGUGUACAGUGAGAAAAAAAAAUAUAUAUAUAUACACAUGUAUCAGUGAGUGAAGAAGAAGACCUUUGGGUGCGCAAGGUUAUACUUGAGUUUGUUAUCCUUUUUUUUUUUCGUUCAUUCUUUUUCCCUGUUUCAUUUCGUACACUUGUUGGUUAUUCGCUUUUGAAUUUCAAACGUUCGCGCGCUCUUGGAGCGAUUUUUUCGAUAAAUCGGUACAGUGAGAGUGAGACCAGUAAGUUCUGAUAAAUAUAUAGAGUGUUUUUUAAAAAAGAAGAAAAAAAAAGUGCGGUGUACAACAGGUUAAACGCAAAGAUGCAGGGGACGAUGACGACGAGGAUGAUCGGCUUCCUGUUGGUGCUGAUGGUGGUGUCAAGGUGGGAUUUCGUGUGUGCCAAGCAGUCAGUCGACGCGAGGAUUCGCGAGGACACCGAUUUGUCUCAGUUCUACCAGCUGUUGGAAAACAAUCCAAUCGCAAACAGUACACUGAUGCACAGGCACGUCACGGUCUUCGCGCCGACCAAUCAGGCCUUUCAGAGGUACAAAGGCAGCACCGAGAACAACCUGGUUCUCUACCAUUUGUCGAAUCAGCCUCUGAAGACCGAGCAGUUCGGCCAAUCGUUAAGCUCUGAGCUUGAGGGCAACCCGCCAUUAUGGGUGACCAGAAGACCUGCAAUGAAAGGCCACGAGGACAUCUUCAUCAACAACGCGAGAAUAGUAGAAUCCAACUACGAAUCCACUUUCGGGCCGAACGAGAACGAAAGGAAGAUCCAGGUAUUGCACAAGAUAUCGGAAGUUCUCGAGCCCGUUCAGCCUCGAGGUUCAGAAUUAAUAUACAACCCGAACGCCUAUCAAUUUCUCACGCAAAGUGAAAACUUGAAUCUUGGAAAUCAUCGUAUACGCACUUUCCAGCAACGGGUGAGGUACACCGAAAAGAAAAAUGUGUUCAGCGCAGAGGGAAAGUACACCUUUUUCAUACCAGUCGACGAAGGUUUCAAGCCAACAAUGCGAUCCAACAAGAUUGACAAGAUGGUGAUCGACGGCCACGUGAUACCCAAUCACGUGCUCUUCACGGCUCCGACCCCAAGCAACAAACCGUACGAGACUUUGGCUUUUGGGGACAACCUUAAGGUCACCAUUAGUUUCUCAACCGAACGGUCCGACAAGGGUAGCGACAAGUACUACGUCAAAUCGGACACGUUGGUGGGUGACUCACAGCACCCGUCAGCCUCGGUGUUGGCUGAAAUCGUCAAGCCAAACAUUCCCGUGAAAAACGGCGUCGUCCAUCUGAUCCUCAAUCCACUAAUGGUCGUUGACACAACCGUACAAGAGUUCAUUCAGACUUGGAAGGGCAUCGACAAAGAGGAUGGCCCGCUGUUCAAGUUUUACGAGGUGAUACGCGACCAGGGCGACGAUUUCAUGAGGUCAGUGUCGCGUCACAUGAACGUGACGUUGUUCGCGCCACGCAACGCUGCCUGGGAGGAGCCCGGGGUAAAGCAGAUUCUCCAGGACAAGGAACGACUCAAGGAACUGCUCAACUUGCAUUAUGUACGCGAGUACCUGCCACUCAACGUUAUUGAGAAGAAAACGAUUAAACAGCCUUUUUGGGCUGGUAAGACGUAUUAUUCGGUGAGCACAGCAGCGCCCUUGACGAAGCUGUAUUUCAACGUAGUGGAAGGCCCCUCGGGCAACAACACAGUCACGGUGGAAGGUGGUGGCGUCAACGCUACAAUCAUCACGGCGAACAUUGGGGCGGUCAAUGGUAUCAUUCACAUAAUUGAUCGAGUCCUUGGUGUGCCGUACACCACUGUCCUCGACAAACUCAAGACGGAUCCAACUCUCAACUCGACGUACCAUUUAGGCAUGAGCCACGCCUUCAACAACCAACUGGACGACAGCGAGAAGCGUUUCACGUACUUCGCGCCCCAGGAUCGCGCUUGGGCGAACAUGCAGAUAAUGCUGCCCUCCGUGCACAAGAAACUCUUCAUGUCUGACUACGCCUAUCAUGUGAGUUACCAGAUCGAGUGGAACAAUCGAAAAAUCAAAGUUAUCCGACCAGACGUUGCCUGCACCAACGGCAUCAUCCACGUGAUCGACGACGCGAUGCUCACGGAAUCGGACAUCCAAGUGACGCGUGACAAUGGUGGUGGCACGUCCGCACCGAUGCUCACCCUCAUCAUGUCUCACGUGUUAUCGAUCUUCAUUGCCAAGUGGCUGCUCUAA
Copidosoma floridanum is the source of this 2613-nucleotide messenger RNA. RefSeq names its product fasciclin 1 Fas1 domain-containing (gene Fas1). Lineage: Eukaryota; Metazoa; Arthropoda; Insecta; Hymenoptera; Encyrtidae. Gene Ontology annotation, biological process: cell adhesion; extracellular matrix organization. Gene Ontology annotation, molecular function: cell adhesion molecule binding. The record is from RefSeq and is a predicted model, not a curated record. Gene Ontology annotation, cellular component: extracellular matrix.